This is a messenger RNA of Rubroshorea leprosula, 437 nucleotides long. Lineage: Eukaryota; Viridiplantae; Streptophyta; Magnoliopsida; Malvales; Dipterocarpaceae. The record is from the annotation of a GenBank genome assembly.
CUUUUUGGGGUUUAAAAAACAGAAAGAGAACAUGGGUUGUCAUGGUGCUACACAUGAUGAAGAAGCUUCUGCAAAAGCAGCAGCAGCCAAGGCCAACAGUGUUGCUCCAACCAUAUUUGACAAGAUCUUAGCGAAGGAAAUUCCUUCAAUCAUUGUAUAUGAGGAUGAUAAGGUCUUAGCAUUUCGGGAUAUUAAUCCACAGGCUCCUGUUCCCGUUUUAGUCAUCCUUAAAUUGAGGGAUGGAUUGACAGAGCUUGGGAAGGUGCAUCUUGGUCGUACUUAGUAUUGCUAUGUUUUUCUUGAAUUCGUUGCAUUGGUUGAAUUGGAUAGCUUAGAUGGACAUUAGAACCCAUUAUUCUGCAACUCACUUUUUGGAUUGGUUUUUGUUUUUCAUUACUAAAGGGUUCUUGUAUUACAAUUAAACAAUUUUCUUAAUA